Messenger RNA from Opisthorchis viverrini, 789 nucleotides. RefSeq lists its product as hypothetical. The record is from RefSeq and is a predicted model, not a curated record. Gene Ontology annotation, biological process: adenylate cyclase-modulating G protein-coupled receptor signaling pathway. Gene Ontology annotation, molecular function: G protein-coupled peptide receptor activity; peptide hormone binding. Gene Ontology annotation, cellular component: plasma membrane. The annotation marks the transcript as partial. NCBI's taxonomy places the organism in Eukaryota, Metazoa, Platyhelminthes, Trematoda, Opisthorchiida, Opisthorchiidae. The transcript has 7 exons.
AUGGACACAUGUCAAUACACAAGUGUCAUACAGGACGGUCUCUGCGACAAGUUCAACCUGGCUUUUUCCAUCAACGUCUUCCGCCUGGUCUUAGUCAAGAUGAAAUCGCAAACGUCAUGUGAAACUUCUCGGGUAAAAACUCUCUUGAAGUCUAUAUGCGUUCUUAUUCUCAUAUUUGGAAUCUACCACCUGGUUUUCCUGCCGUUGGACUUGAUGGAGUCGCAACAUGCACAUUACGGCAUCGAACAACUUGAAAUGAUCAAACUCUAUUGUCGUCAUGUUAUGGAAGGACUUCAGGGAUUCUGUGCAGCCUUAAUCCUGUGCUUUAUGAAUAAAGAGGUUACGGCAGAACUCAAACGACGCUACCACCAGUCUCGCAUGCGUGGUGCAGUUUUGGAUACUCAUCGUCAGAGUCACCUUCUAGAAGCACGCGUACACCUGAACGAUGAUGGGACAACGGAGACAGUCAAACAAAGCAUAACUAAAUGGUCCCGAAAACCACUGUCCCGUACACUUCGACUCAGGCGACAUUCAUCCCCGUUUAAAAAGCCUUCAGGUCCCCGCAAGCCAUCAGCUUUGUGUUAUAGCACCAUUGUCAUUGUGGAGAACACGACAGCAAAGAAUAUGCUGAACGCACAACACAAUUUGUUAAGCGAAUACACGUUGCCAGACGAAUCUCACAGAGGCGAUCAUCAACAGGUAUCCAGUCAAGUAAGCAUAAUUCUGCCGGGAGACGAAGUACGAUACCAACCCCUGCACAUCCAGCCGCAGCAGACUCUGGAGCACCAG